AUGUGGAUUGCUGGAGCAGGUGCCACCAUCCUGUCUAUCACGCAAAUUGGAGUCGCAUCCAAGAGUCAGUUGUAUGCGAAUGUCUUCGAAAUCACCGUCACCAUCUUCAUCUCCUUCCUCGCCCGCGGUCUGAGCAGUAUUCGCAGUCAGAUAAUCUGCUACACUGCCGUUUCCUCUGCCGGUAUCGUCGGUAUUCUUCCGGGUUAUUCUUCCGGAAUACCUCAUUCCGUGAAGAUGGUUUAUGCUUUGAUUUAUACACUAUUCUUGGGUUUCGGCUUACAGAUUGGUUCUGAUCUCUAUCUACUCUUCGACCAAGGUGCCCGCCAUGACCUCGCAACUCUGGCGGCUCGCAUGACGACUGCGGUCACUAUCGCCGGUGCCUUCCUCGCCGAUAAUGCCACCACAACAACCAACGCUACUGACGGCGCGAGCGAGUUACAAGGAACCUUCACUUUCACGAACUCUACACCUUACAUCGUCGAGCACAUCAUCACAGGCUGCUACACCUCUUUCCCCAUGUGUGACGUCAUGUUCUCUGCUGGAUUUACUUACACGCAAAGUUCGACGUCUUUUAUCUCGCGCGUACUGAAAUAUAAAAUAAAAUCGUAG
Sparassis crispa is the source of this 609-nucleotide messenger RNA. RefSeq lists its product as hypothetical. The coding region runs from base 1 to 609 and encodes 202 amino acids. The transcript is spliced from 4 exons. NCBI's taxonomy places the organism in Eukaryota, Fungi, Basidiomycota, Agaricomycetes, Polyporales, Sparassidaceae. The record is from RefSeq and is a predicted model, not a curated record.